GGCAGGACUGAGUCAGGUAGAGGAGGCGAUAAAACCACCUGAUCGGGGAAAGGCAGGCGGAGCGGCGCGGCGCGGAGCAGAGCGCGAGGGCCGGCGGGGAGCGCGCCGCGGCGGGUAGGACGCGGGGGCCCGGCCAUGCCUGCGCUCUGGCUGCGCUGCGGCCUGUGCCUGGCGCUGCUGCUGCCUGCGGCCCGGGCCUCCUCCGGGAGCCAAGUCUGUGAUUGCAAUGGGAAGUCCAGGCAGUGUGUCUUCGAUCAGGAGCUUCACAGACAAACAGGAAAUGGAUUCCGCUGUCUCAACUGCAAUGACAACACAGAUGGCCCUCGCUGUGAGCACUGCAAGGACGGGUUCUACCGACAGAGGGAGAGGGAUCGCUGCUUGCCCUGCAACUGUCACACCAAAGGUUCUCUUAGCGCCCGAUGUGACAACUCUGGACGGUGCAGCUGUAAGCCAGGGGUAACAGGAGACAGGUGCGACCGCUGCCUGCCAGGCUUCCACACGCUCACCGAUGCCGGCUGCACCCAAGACCAAAGGCUACUAGACCCCAAGUGUGACUGUGACCCAGCUGGCAUCUCGGGGCCCUGUGACGAGGGCCGCUGUGUCUGCAAGCCAGCUGUCACCGGCGAGCGCUGUGACAGGUGUCGACCAGGUUAUUAUCAUCUGGAUGGGGGAAACCCGGAGGGCUGUACCCAGUGUUUUUGCUAUGGGCAUUCAGCCAACUGCCACAGCUCUGGAGAUUACAGUGUCCAUAAAAUCACCUCUACUUUCCAUCAAGAUGUUGAUGGCUGGAAAGCUAUCCAAAGAAAUGGGUCUCCUGCAAAGCUCCAGUGGUCACAGCGCCAUCGGGACGUGUUCAGCUCAGCACGACGAUCAGACCCUGUCUAUUUUGUAGCUCCUGCCAAAUUUCUUGGGAAUCAACAGGUGAGCUAUGGGCAAACCCUGUCUUUUGACUACCGCGUGGACAGGGGAGGCAGACACCCAUCUGCCCACGAUGUGAUCCUGGAAGGUGCUGGGCUACGAGUCACAGCUCCCUUGAUGCCACGUGGCAAGACGCUACCUUGUGGGAUCACCAAGACGUACACAUUCAGAUUAAAUGAACGUCCAAGCAGUCAGUGGAGCCCUCAGCUAAGUUACUUCGAGUAUCGGAGGUUACUGCGGAACCUCACGGCCCUGCGGAUCCGAGCUACUUACGGAGAAUACAGCACUGGGUACCUUGACAACGUGACCCUGAUUUCAGCCCGCCCCGUCUCUGGAGCCCCCGCACCCUGGGUUGAACAAUGCGUAUGUCCCGUUGGCUACAAGGGACAGUUCUGUCAGGAUUGUGCUUCUGGCUACAAAAGAGAUUCUGCCCAACUGGGACCUUUUGGCACCUGUAUUCCGUGUAAUUGCCAGGGGGGAGGAGCCUGUGAUCCGGACACAGGAGACUGUUAUUCAGGGGAUGAAAAUCUUGACAUCGAGUGUGCCGACUGCCCCAUUGGUUUCUACAACGAUCCACACGACCCUCGCAGCUGCAAGCCGUGUCCCUGCCACAAUGGGUUCAGCUGCUCUGUUAUGCCGGAGACAGAAGAGGUGGUGUGCAAUAAUUGUCCCCACGGGGUCACCGGGGCCCGCUGUGAGCACUGUGCCGAUGGCUACUUUGGGGACCCCUUUGGAGAACGUGGCCCAGUGCGGCCUUGUCAGCCCUGUCAGUGCAACAACAACGUGGACCCCAGUGCCUCUGGGAACUGCGACCGGCUGACAGGCAGGUGUCUGAAGUGCAUCUACAACACAGCAGGCGUCCACUGUGACCAGUGCAAAGCAGGCUACUUUGGGGACCCCUUGGCUCCCAACCCAGCGGACAAGUGUCGAGCUUGCAACUGCAACCCAGCAGGGUCAGAGCCUGGGGAAUGUAGAAGUGAUGGCAGCUGUGUCUGCAAGCCAGGAUUUGGCGGCCUCAACUGUGAGCAUGCAGCACUAACCAGCUGUCCAGCUUGCUAUAAUCAAGUGAAGAUUCAGAUGGAUCAGUUUAUGCAGCAGCUCCAGAGCCUGGAGGCCCUGGUUUCCAGGGUGCAGGGUGGUGGUGGAGCGGUGCCGGACGCAGAGCUGGAAGGCAGGAUGCAACAGGCCGAGCAGGCCCUUCAGGAGCUUCUGAGAGAAGCCCAGAUUUCAGAAGGUGCUAGUAAAUCUCUCAGUCUCCAGUUGGUGAAGGCCAGAAGGGAAGAAGAGAGCUACCGGAACCGCCUGGAUGACCUCAAGAUGAUGGUGGAAAGAAUCCGGGCCCUGGGCAGUCAGUAUCAGAACCGAGUUCAGGAUACUCGAAGACUGGUCACACAGAUGCAGCUAAGCCUGGAGGAGAGCACGGCCUCCCUGAGAAACACCAACAUUCCUUCCUCAGAUCACUACGUGGGGCCAAAUGGUUUUAAAAGUCUGGCUCAGGAGGCCGUAAGAUUGGCAGACAGCCACGUGGCGUCCGCCAGUAACAUGGAGCGGCUGGUAAGGGAAACCGAGGACUAUUCCAAACAGGCGCUGGCGCUGGCGCACAAGGCCCUGCGGGAAGGCGGCGGCAGUGGCGGCGGCGGCGGCGGCGGCUCGGACGGCUCAGCGGCGCAAGGGCUGAUGGGAAGGUUGGCGAAGGCCAGGUCGCUGGCCCAGCAGCUGUCGGGGGAGGCGGCGCAAGCCGACGCAGAGGCAGACAGGUCCUACCAGCGAGGCCUUCGCCUUCUCGAUGCCGCGUCUCAGCUGCAGCAAGUCAGCGGCCGGGCUUUUCAGGUGGAAAUGAAGAGGAUUAGACAAAACAUUGAUUCUCUCUCAAGCCUUGUGACCAGGCGCAUGGAUGAGUUCAAGCAUGUGCAAAGCAACCUGGGAAACUGGGAAGAAGAAACCCAGCAGCUCUUACGGAAUGGAAAGAGUGGAAGACAGAAAGCAGAUCAGCUGCUUUCCCGUGCCAACCUUGCUAAAAGCAGAGCCCAAGAAGCACUAAGUAUGGGCAAUGCCACUUUUUAUGAAGUUGAGAACAUCCUAAAGAACCUCAGAGAGUUUGACUUGCAGGUUGAAGACAGAAAAGCAGAAGCAGAAGAGGCCAUGAAAAGACUCCCUUACAUCAGCCAGAAGGUCGCAGAUGCCAGUGACAAGACCAGGCAAGCAGAAACAGCCCUGGGCGGUGCUGCUGCCGACGCCCAGAGGGCAAAGACCGCAGCCAGGGAGGCCCUGGAGAUCACCGACAAGAUAGAACAGGAGAUAGGGAGUCUGAACUUGGAAGCCAAUGUGACAGCAGAUGGAGCCUUGGCCAUGGAGAAGGGACUGGCUACUCUGAAGAGCGACAUGAGGGAAGUGGAAGGAGAACUGGCAAGGAAGGAGCAAGAGUUUGACCUGGAUAUGGAUGCAGUGCAGAUGGUAAUUACAGAAGCCCAAAGAGUUGAUAACAGAGCCAAGAAUGCUGGAGCUACAAUCCAAGACACACUCAACACAUUGGACAGCAUCCUACACCUAAUAAAUCAGCCUGGCAGUGUGGAUGAAGAGAAGCUGAUCUUAUUGGAGCAGAACCUCUUCCGGGCCAAGACUCAGAUCAACAGCCAGCUGAGGCCCUUGAUGUCAGAGCUGGAAGAGAGAGCACGCCGACAGCAGGGCCACCUCCAUUUGCUAGAGACGAGCAUAGAUGGAGUUCUGGCUGAUGUGAAGAACCUGGAGAACAUUAGGGACAACCUGCCCCCAGGCUGCUAUAAUACCCAGGCUCUUGAGCAACAGUGAAUCUGCUAUCGAGAUUUUUCUACUGAGGUUCUUGGGAUACAGAACUCAGGAGCCAUCUCAUGUGGUUGGAGUGGGAUGGAGACAUUUGAACAUGUUGAAUGGGCAUGCUCAGGUCCACCAAACCUGAUCCCAUCCCUGAGAUCUUGGCCAGAUAGAUGUUUCAUUACACCAGUGUAAUACUACUUGUUUCCUGAUGCUGGGCAGUGAGGCAAAUAGUGUUGGGUAUGAGACUGGCCAAUGCCCUGGAC
Molecule: messenger RNA, 3974 nt
Organism: Canis lupus familiaris (dog)
Lineage: Eukaryota; Metazoa; Chordata; Mammalia; Carnivora; Canidae
Gene: LAMC2
Product: laminin subunit gamma 2
Molecular function (GO): extracellular matrix structural constituent
Source: RefSeq, marked provisional